AUGUCCUCUAACGAUGACGAUAGCUUUGUGUGGGGAAGUGCUUCAGAUGAUAGUAAAAGUAUGAGUGACAACGAGAAUAUGAAGCGAGAGUCGCCAGUUAAGAUGGAAGUUGACGAAUUAGAUACAGAGCAAAGCUUUUCAAAAAAAGACCUUGAUAAAAGUAAAAAAUCAAAAAAAAAGAAAAACAAUAAAGAUAUAAAGUGUUUAGAUAAUUUUGUUAAGGAAGAAUCUGAAAGUGAUUCAAAGCAUACAAUUAAAACUGAAACCAAGGGAAUACUUAGUCCAAACAAAAUCGAUACAUAUGAUGAGAGCUAUCUUAACUUGAGAAUAAAAGAAGAAGAGUCAACUAUUGUUGAAAAUGGUAAGAGAAAAAAAAACAAAAAGAAACGUCGGUCAGAGAGAGAGACUAGUGACACAGACAUUACUAUUAAAUCACCGAAAAUUGAUGAAAUGGAUGUAGACUCUGUAAACUUAAGUAAAGAAGAUAAAGUAAAAGAUAAUGAAACUAGCAAAAUGAAUGCUCCUAUUAAUUUUGAGUCAGACGAAAAUAUUAGGCACCAUAAACCUAAAAAGAAGAAAAAGCGUAAAGCAUCUUAUAGUGAAGACUGUAGUAUUGCUGAAAAUUCUCAAAAUGAUAUAACACAUAGCAGUGAUGCUGAAAUCAAAGUCUUGGAAAAUGGUUAUGCGAGUGAUAAACAGUCACAUAAUAAUACCAAACAUUCUAAUCAAAGUUGCAAUGUUACUAACAUUUCAACUACAUUACAUUUUGAAGAAGAUGUAAGCAGUAUAGAUCUUAAUCACAGUACAGAAUAUACAGAAAGCGAAAAAGUAAACUCAAAACAAAUACGAAAGUACCUCAAGAACAACCCUUAUUUGCAGCCAGUAUCAUCUAAAUCUAAACCUGACUCCAUAAUCACUAAUAAUGAUGAUAUAUGGCUUCUAAAAUGUCCUCGUGAUAUUGACAUAUUAAACUUAAAAGGUGUGUGUGUGAAAAUGAAUGACAAAACAAAACUAAAAAUAGAUGGUAAAGCUUACCUAAGCACAAUAGAAAGUAGUUUGUGUCAAUUAUCAGUCAUGACAUUUUAUAACAAAACUGAAUCAGUAAUUAAAAGCAUAAAAGCAAAUGGAUGUAUUGUCAUUAAAAAUAAAGUACCCAGACUCCACAUACCAGAGAAUGAGACAAUGGUUAAUAAUCAAAGAAACUUUAUACCGCUUCCUGAAACAAAAUGUCGUCAUCCGUUAUUUGGUGUGAAUUAUAAAAAAUCUAUCAAAUUACCCACUGAUAUAGUGCAAAGGUUACACAAUGAUGCAUGUUAUAAUGAGGAAGAUAAUGUUACUCCUGUGACUAAGAAGAAAAAGAAACACAAAAAGAAUAAGCACCAGUCACAGGAGCAAAGUUUAGUAGAGGAAAUUAAGACGGAAGAAGUGCUUCCCAGCAAGAAGAAAAAGAAACGCAAGCAUAGUGAAAGUAUAGAUGACACACCUGUUAAAGCAAAGAGGAUGAAACAUAAUCCAGAAGCACCCACUUGGGAUUCUGAGAAAGCCAUAGCAGAAACAUUGUUUAAUUUUUAA
Messenger RNA from Leptosia nina, 1572 nucleotides. NCBI's taxonomy places the organism in Eukaryota, Metazoa, Arthropoda, Insecta, Lepidoptera, Pieridae. The record is from the annotation of a GenBank genome assembly.